Panthera uncia (snow leopard) is the source of this 983-nucleotide messenger RNA. RefSeq names its product THAP domain containing 1 (gene THAP1). The coding region runs from base 13 to 654 and encodes 213 amino acids. NCBI's taxonomy places the organism in Eukaryota, Metazoa, Chordata, Mammalia, Carnivora, Felidae. Gene Ontology annotation, molecular function: sequence-specific DNA binding. The transcript is spliced from 3 exons. The record is from RefSeq and is a predicted model, not a curated record.
AAAACCGGAAGGAUGGUGCAGUCCUGUUCCGCCUACGGCUGCAAGAACCGAUAUGAUAAGGAUAAGCCCGUUUCUUUCCACAAGUUUCCUCUUACAAGACCCAGUCUUUGUAAAAAAUGGGAGGCAGCUGUCAGAAGAAAAAACUUUAAACCCACCAAGUAUAGCAGUAUUUGUUCAGAACACUUUACUCCAGACUGCUUUAAGAGGGAGUGCAACAACAAGUUGCUGAAAGAGAAUGCAGUGCCCACGAUAUUUCUCUGUACUGAGCCACAUGACAAGAAGGAAGAUCUUCUGGAGCCACAAGAACAGCUUCCCCCGCCUCCUUUAACACCUCCCAUUUCCCAGGUUGAUGCUGCUAUUGGAUUACUAAUGCCUCCCCUUCAGACCCCUGAUAAUCUCUCAGUUUUCUGUGACCACAACUAUACUGUGGAGGAUACAAUGCACCAGAGAAAAAGGAUUCAUCAGCUAGAACAACAAGUUGAAAAACUCCGAAAGAAGCUUAAGACUGCACAGCAGCGAUGCAGAAGACAAGAACGACAACUUGAAAAAUUAAAGGAGGUUGUUCACUUCCAGAAGGAGAAGGACGACAUAUCAGAGAGAGGUUAUGUGAUUCUACCAAAUGACUACUUUGAAAUAGUUGAAGUGCCAGCAUAAAAAAAUGAUAUUUGUAUUGGUUUUUAAUGGGGCAAAACCACAUACCUUCUUCUAGCCUAUAAAGGAGUUUAAUUUGAAAAAAAUAACACUUGAUUACUUGUAUAAAAACAAUUCAGAAUAUUUUUUUAAAAAAAUAAAUUAGAUAUAUACUGUAAAAUUGUAAAUUUUUUGUUUGUAAUUUCAGGGUUUUUACAUUUUAACAAAAUAUCUUAAAAGUUAUAAUCUAACCUCAGAACUCCAAUGUAAGUUGGUUUCAAAUUGAGGAGUUUUGUUUUUUGAGUAUUUAUAGAAAUGCAAAAAUUGAAAGUAAAGUGAAUGAGAACAGUACA